Molecule: messenger RNA, 3985 nt
Organism: Anoplopoma fimbria (sablefish)
Lineage: Eukaryota; Metazoa; Chordata; Actinopteri; Perciformes; Anoplopomatidae
Gene: etnk1
Product: ethanolamine kinase 1
Exons: 8
Coding region: 177-1259 (360 amino acids)
Biological process (GO): phosphatidylethanolamine biosynthetic process
Cellular component (GO): cytoplasm
Molecular function (GO): ethanolamine kinase activity
Source: RefSeq, a predicted model, not a curated record
CUUCUUCUGGUGGGUGGUGUUUGUUGAGAGGCGUUGCCGCACACCGACUACGUGCUAACGCUGCUCCACACAUAUCCGCCGCUCCUCGCAUAUUGUCAUACAUUGCGCAUUUAGCCCCUGCUAACAGCACAGUGAUCGUCAGAGCUAAGAGAUAUUACAAGAAAUAAAGACUUAGCAUGGCCAACUACAUCCACGUACCCGAAGAGGCUCCGGCGGUGCCCAGGAUAGACGUGACAGUGGACGAGAGCGACUACAGAUCCGGUGCGUUGAAGCUGAUCAAGGAGCUGAGACCGAACUGGAAGCCAUCCGAGGUCAAACUGAAGUUUUUCACAGACGGGAUAACGAAUAAGCUGCUGGGUUGCUACGUGGGUGCGGUAGUUCAAGAUGUGGUUCUGGUCCGUAUUUAUGGCAACAAAACAGAAUUGUUGGUUGACCGGGAAAAUGAAGUGAAAAGUUUCAGAGUACUACACGCAAACCGCUGUGCGCCGCACCUAUACUGCACCUUCAACAACGGCCUUUGCUAUGAAUUUCUCCAAGGAACUGCCCUGGAGCCUGAGCACAUUCGCAGCCAACCUGUCUUUAGUCUCAUUGCCAGGCAGCUGGCCAAGUACCAUGCCAUCCAUGCCCACAAUGGCUGGGUGCCCCAGUCUGACCUGUGGCUGAAGAUGGGCAAGUACUUUGCUCUCAUCCCCAAGUACUUCAAGGACCCUGAGCGAAAUGCCAGGUUGAGAAUGGAGGUGCCCAGCCCACGGUGCCUCCGAGAAGAGCUGGUGUGGCUCCAGCAGAGCUUGUCUGUGCUGGGCUCCCCCGUUGUUCUCUGCCACAACGACCUUCUCUGCAAAAACAUAAUCUAUAAUGCGGAGGCAGGCAAUGUAAAGUUCAUUGACUACGAGUACGCUGGGUACAAUUACCAAGCCUACGACAUUGGGAAUCAUUUCAAUGAGUUUGCCGGUCUGAACGAGGUGGAUUAUAGUCACUACCCUCAGCGGGCCUUUCAGCUGCAGUGGCUCCGCUCCUACCUGGAGGCCUAUAAGGAGCACAAGGGCCAAAGCAACGAAGUGACAGACGGAGAGGUGGAGAUCCUUUAUGUCCAAGUCAACCGAUUCUCCCUGGCAUCUCAUUUCUUCUGGGGUCUCUGGGCUCUGAUUCAGGCCAAGGUCUCCACCAUCGACUUUGACUUCUUGGGAUAUGCAGUCCUGCGCUUCAACCAGUACUUCAAGAUGAAACUGGAGGUGGCGGGGCUGAACUUACCGGAAUAAAAGCCCCCAACCCCUCAUCCCUUCUCUUCAUUUUGCUCUUCCUCCCUUCCAAUCUUCUCUGAGCCUCACAUGAAGAAUGCAGAGCGCCCUGUAGGUUGAUGUAGGGAAGAGCCAGACUGAGAGUCUGUCAUGCUCAGUGCCUACGGGUCCCCUCUCCAUGUCCUGAUCUCUAUAGAUUAAAGGGACCGAAAGCUUCUCCUUCCUCUGCUGUCACACCUUUGUUAAACCAGUAGCCCAGGUCAUUAGUAAUGUGGGCGAGUGUGAAGCAGAGACUCAAGACCUGCUAUAAUGUGAAACCCACAUUGCUGAAUUUUGUUUUGGUCCUUUUAAUUAUUCUAAUAUCAAUCUGAUAUUAACAUGAUAUCAGGGUAGUGUAUUUGUCAGCUGCUUUUCUUGAAGCUCAAAACGCUACGAAUAGGAUGAAGGAAGAAUGUCUCCUUAGUCGUAUCCAACUCAUAGUAACCGCCUACGGGACUGACAGGUGGCCCAAACACUAAGCUGAUUGCCUGGGGAUACCUUCAUAUGCGCAUUCAUGGAGAAAAAAACCUUGAGGGCCAGCCCAUCUAACGACCAAAUUUAUGACGAUAUGAAAGCAAUACAGAGCCUGCUUUGUUUGCUGCAGAUGAAAGAAAGAAAGAAUGAAAUGCUAACAUGGAAAGACCAGAUCUGUCCCUUAAGCCUAUGUGAGAUGAGCCAAAUCACACACAAAAAAAACAAAAAACUUGUGGCCAAGGCUUGUGACUCUUGUUUUCACCCCUAUUUUCUUCAGCAUACUGUUCAUGGGUGGUGCGCCCGAAAAGCUGUGUAGUCUUGUUUCUGUGUAGUUUGGUGAGGGCGUCACUGUUUUGGCUUUCUGGAUUCAAAGUAGAAACAUCCAGUUCGAGGAGAGCGUCUUGUGUUUACGUCGAACCUCACCCUUAGGUUAAAUAGUCACUGAACAUCAGUGAGCAGUCUUUUGACUUAAGGGAGAUUUUCACUGUAAUGUACAUUUGAUUUUUGUUUUGUUUUUUUCUUUUUAUUUCGUCUAAAUCUAAACUGGGGUGAAGCCGCAUCUCACUGUUAUUAGAACAUUCCAUGUUCAUAAAGCUAGAUUGGAAAUUUGGUUGUAGUUCACAUGGUAAGUUAGCUUUGUUUGGGACUUUAUUCACUGACUGUAAGAUGUGCUGUUCUAAACAAGACCAAACCAUUUUAUUGUCUGCUCCGUGUCAGGGAACGUUUAGGAAUCAUCUUUAAUAUUACAAAACAGUACUGUUCAGUCCUAAUGAAGAAAAUACUUUUCUAUAUACUUGUAGACCAGUUUUCACUUGCAUGUGUGUGUGAUUUGGCCCUGCCAACAGUGGCUCGCCAACAGUGGCUCAGCAAUCAGACAGAUUGCUGAGCCACUGUUGGCAAUCGUCAUGUUAAGCGCCCAAUGUUGAAGGUCUGUUGAAAAGGGGAGUUUUGGCGACAAAGAAAGUGGAGUAGGUUCGUUACCCACAUCUGUGUUUAGUUAAAAACGAUGUAAUGAAUGCCAGCUCUUACUGGGACCUGGGGAGCAAGAGCGCCAUCUGAUGGAGAAAGAAUGAUGGUAGCUGUCAGUAACUGUUCUUCAUGUUAAAUGCUUGUGUUUUUUUUAAAAUGCGUUUUAGGAGGUCCUUUAAAAAACUGAAACAAGUUCAUCUCUUGGUUACUUUAACAGGCCUACACCAAAGUGCUGACAUCUGUUUUGUGCUUGUACAUAAUGCACACUCUAUCAUUUUCCAUAUAGCACAAAGUUAAUUAGAGUUACAGUUAUAUAGACUUUUUAUACUUUAUACGAUAAAGGCUGAGGUCUUUGAGAGUGUGUGGAUGUUUGCUGAUGGAACAGCAGAUGUCUCCUGGACAAAUGUAGCAUAUUUUAAGAAAAUAAGUAAAAUUCUGUGAAACAAGUUUUCUUAUUCACUCCCAAAACAGUUUGCCCAGGAGCUCUCUGCUGUAAUUGGUUCGCAAAGCUCUGUGAAGAGGCCAUUACUGACGAGACUCGAUUGUCCAUGUGUCAUGUUCUCAAGAGUCUGCCAGCGUGCCUGUGAAAGUUAUUUUUUUUUUUUUUUUUUUUUUUUGUACAUGCAGUUUUGAAGUUUGAAGGUUAACCUUUUACUUCACUACUGUCUUUAAUUUAGUGUUGCUUGUUUAUCAUUCUGGUGAAUUAAGAUUGAAGAAUUAAUGAGUAGUUUGUGUCGGGCCUAAUAUGAAUUUGAAAAGGAUGUACAUUGGCUUCUUACAUAUGUGAAUAACUUCCAUUAAAGCGUAUUUGACCGUAAAAGAUUUUGAUAAGCAAGAGGUUUGACUUAUAUUUAAGUAACAUGUUAAGGACCUGCGAAAACAUUGUUUUCUAUCUGGUUUGUUCCCUACCAUGUCAGACUGCAUUUACACAUUAUACGCAUAAAUUUGACUGCCACAUAGUCAGGGUUUUCAAAACUGCUGAAAUAUUUCCUAUAUGCUCUAUUUCCUGAUAGGGACCUUCACUACUGUUUAACAUUGUACAAAUAAAGGCUCUUUAAUUUCAUUGGACACUUUAGCAUAUGUUUAUAUGUACAGUAAGCACAUGUAAUAAUAUCUUUGCUUGUUAUCAAAUGUGAAUGAAUGUAUAUAGGAGUUCUUUUAUUUUCUAAAAGUUGGAUUAAAGUGAAUAGUUGCCUGGGCUAAGAGUUAAAGUAAAAAAAAAAAAAAAAAAAAAUACAUUUUCAAUACUGAAAAAUAAAGUCUAU